UAAUGACCGGCUGUUCUUCGCUCCUUGCUUCGGUGGGGUCUUCUACAUAACUCGGCAUUCCACACUACCGGACAGCAUGAAUCCAUUGGCAAAUCCCUUUCCUAAGGAAUGAAAAGAGAGAAGAAAUCAGACAGAAGAUACUGAAGAACAUGGGAGGUUGAUUGAUGUUACAAGGAUAUUAUGACAGAAAUUGCCAAGAAGAUUCCACCAGCUCUAGAAGUUAAAGAGUACAACAUGAGCACGUAAUCUACAGCCAAGCUGUCUGAUAGCUGUGCAACAUUAGGAAAGACCGGCCAUGUCUCCUUUCUCUAUCUACCCCUGCCCUUCCUUCUCCCAUCUUCACUGCUCCCAAAAGCAUUAGACCCUCAAAAGGAAGAGGAGAGGCAGACUUCCCUCCGUCUUCGCCCCUUCUUUUUCUUCUCCUGCAACCAUGGGCUCCUUGUUCGAGAACAGGUUCUUCGCCAGCGUGCCCUACAAGAAUGACCUCCCCAUCUCCCAAGCCCAGCAGCAGAACACACAUCUUAUGGGCCUGAGGAAGAGGAUCUCCUCUUUCUCCGGCAAGAUCCAGUCCUCCUCAUCCUCGGCCUCCACCCUCUGGGCCUUCAGGAAGUCGGCGUCCAUGCCAUCCAUCGGAGACUUCGCCGGCAGGCCUCUGAGACGGUGGUGGGAUUCUUGGUGGGGGUGGAUCCUCUCCAGGAAGCCGGCGUUCGCCCGGGACAUGGAGAUGAACGAGAUGGAGACGGCCGCGCUUGGGUGGGGUAGCAACGGGAGCUGGCGGCACAUCUUCGGCAGGGUGCGCUCGGAGAUCGGGAAGCUCAUGCGACCCAACGUUCUGCCGACCACACAGCCAUGGCGGUAUGACUCGUUCAGCCAUGCAAGAAACUUCGACGACGGGAAGCUCAGAGCUGUAGAUGAUUAGAGAAGGAUCUAUUAGUGUGUUCUUUAUUAUUUGUUAUUGUUAUAGUUGAUUUCUAUUGAGUAGGGGAGAAGAACUUAGGGAGUAUAUGUUUUCAGAAGUUAAAUUCUUUGUUCA
This is a messenger RNA of Musa acuminata subsp. malaccensis (wild Malaysian banana), 1033 nucleotides long. RefSeq lists its product as uncharacterized. The record is from RefSeq and is a predicted model, not a curated record. Lineage: Eukaryota; Viridiplantae; Streptophyta; Magnoliopsida; Zingiberales; Musaceae.